Molecule: messenger RNA, 3871 nt
Organism: Acipenser ruthenus (sterlet)
Lineage: Eukaryota; Metazoa; Chordata; Actinopteri; Acipenseriformes; Acipenseridae
Product: plakophilin-1-like
Exons: 14
Coding region: 261-2417 (718 amino acids)
Biological process (GO): intermediate filament bundle assembly; cell-cell adhesion; cell-cell junction assembly
Cellular component (GO): cytoplasm; adherens junction; nucleus
Molecular function (GO): cadherin binding
Source: RefSeq, a predicted model, not a curated record
GUACACAAAUCUACUGCAGGCCUACCUUACCGCAGGAAACUCCCUCGGUAACUCCCAGGUAGGGGUGUGAACUAGGUGUGGUACAGGACAGAAAGCUGGGCGGGCAGCUGGAUUGCUCAGUCUGUCAGUCGGGUAAGAAAGACGCUGACAUUUUUUAGGACGUAUAACUGGAAAUUAAAAGUUGAACGUGGAUAGAGUUGGCGCAAAGAGGUUGACAUCUGCAACGGCUGGUAAAAGUGUGAACAGGACAAACAACAAAAAUGUCUUCCAGAAACUUGACACAGAUGUCAACUUAUUUUAAGACGGCGACGGUCCCCGAGAGUUUCCCCCGGGUGGAUAGCACGUCCCUGGCGCUGCCUUCGGACAAGACCAUGCUAUCAGGAGGUGCCCUCGGACAGCAGCGCGUAGCUGAGCAGGUUUAUAGUACGUUGAAGAGAAACAAGACAAUUCAGAGAACUGAAAGCAGCUCCACAAAAGAAAGCACAACACGGCAGAAUGGAUUCAAUUUCAAGAUGUCCCCCACAACGCCUACUGGAAGUGCUUUCUUUUCAAACAAUGUCAACGGAAACCAAUACAGCACUUACAGUUCGAAAAAACAGUUUUAUAACCAGCAUAGCCUGCCGGCUGUGAAAUACCACAAUAACAGCAUGGUCUCCUCAAAGAGACAGUUCAGCUCCAACAGCCAGAGGGAGAGCCAAUUCUCACCCACCAGCCCAAGUAAUGGCUUCCAGUCUUACAAGACCAUGACUACCAGUCGAAGCGAGCCUGAUAUACCACAGAUCAUCAAGUCGUCCACACUGCCCAACUACCAGAGCAAACGCCACAGCACGUACAGGGUCAAGAAUGGGUAUAUGACCAUGCCCUACUCUGUAAAUGGAAACCAAGUCCAAACUGCGGCCAACCAGUACAACUCCCAGCAGACAAUGGUAGACGGUGGCAUGGCAGCUUCGAGACUCACCCUUCGUGAGGCUGUGGAUUGCCUAGAGCAAAGAGAUGAGAACCUGCAGUACUGUGGAGCCUCUUUCAUCCAGCACGCCAGCUUCCAGGAGGACAAGACAAAGCAGGAGGUGUACUCUCUUGGUGGGAUUCCCAAACUCGUGGCCCUGCUCAGCAGCAGAAGCCCCCAGGUCCAGCAGGCAGCCUCCGGCGCGCUGCGCAACCUGGUCUUCAAAUACCAGACCAACAAGAUGGAAGUGAAGAGGAACAACGGCAUCUAUGAGGCUCUGAAGCUGAUGAGGCAAACCGACUGCCCGGAGACACAGAAACAACUCACAGGACUGCUGUGGAACCUGUCCUCGGCUGAUGAGCUCAAGCCAGAGCUGGUCAGAGACGCUCUCCCCAUCCUCACUGAGAAAGUGGUGGUGCCCUUCGCAGGCUGGUCAGAGCAAGGCAUCAAGCUCAACAACCGCCUGGACCCAGAGAUCUUUUACAAUGCCACAGGCUGCCUCAGAAACCUGAGCUCGGCAAACCAGAGUGACCGUGACGCCAUGCGCAACUGCCGGGGUCUGAUUGACUCUCUGGUUAGCUACGUCCAGACCUGUGUGAGUGCUGACCGUCCCGAUGAUAAGUCAGUGGAGAACUGCGUUUGCAUUCUACACAACCUGUCGUACCAGCUGGAGAAGGAGGCCCCUGCCCAGUUCAGCCAGAUCAGCGCCCUGGCCAGCUCCCCGACCCGGGACCUCGCCACCAACGACUCCUCGUCCAUGGGCUGCUUCAGCCCACGUAGCAGCCAGAUCCCCCAGGAGAACUCCAUUGCUCUCCCUGUCCCAGAGGACAGCAACCCCAGAGGGAUGGGCUUGCUGUUCAACUCCAAGACCAUGCAGACAUACCUGUCACUGAUGGGAAAGAGCAAGAAAGAUGCUACACUGGAGGCCUGUACAGGGGCGCUGCAGAACAUCACUGCCAACAACGGAAUAGUGUCCAACGUGAUGAGCCAGGCCAUCGUGCAGAAGCUCAACGGGCUACCAGAGGUAUCACGGCUCCUCAAGUCCAGUAACCCAGGCGUCCAGAAGACUGCCACGUCGCUGCUGGGGAACCUGUCCCGAAACCCCAGCCUGCAGAACGUCAUGAGUCGUCAGAUUCUCCCUGACAUCACGCAGGUCCUUACCAGCGGAGCACACAACGCGGCCGGCUCGGACGACAUGAUGGCCACAGCCUGCCACACCAUCCGCAACCUUGUGGUCUCCAACCCGGAGUCAGCCAAGGGAGUAAUGGGCAACAAUGUGUUGUCCACGCUCCGCGACCUCAGCAGAAACGGAUAUUCCCCGAAAUCCAGCAAAGCCGCUGCCAUCCUGCUGUAUGACCUCUGGGGACAGAAGGAGCUUCAGAGCUUCUUUAAAAAGCAAGGGGUGAACAAAAAUAUCUUUGUGAAUGACAUCACCAAUUCAGCUUAUAAAACCCUGCAGGGGGUGAUGUGAGGAGGCUAUGUGUGGGGAAACUGGCCAAACAGAUUAAGUCUUCCUAGGAAACAUGGUUUGAAUCUUACAACAGAAGACAUCCAUGUUUUAAUGAUACCAAUGAAUGUAUUGCAAUUACUUUUAAAACGGUGUUCUGGUAUGUACAUGUUUGUUUGCUUCAUGUUUAAAAAAAAAUAAUAAUUACAAAACAAACGUAUGUUCGGGGUUGGGGUGAUUUGUAUUGUCAAUUAAAUGUAUUGUUCCUUUUUUUUACAUUAGAUUAAAUGCUUUUUGUACUACAUGAUAUACAUUCUGCAACUGAAGUAUUGUUAGAGUUAAGAAAAAAGGUGGGUGGCUAGGUGGUGCAAUAGGUUAAAUUUACUAACCUGGGUUAAGUGAGUUUGUUGGUCUCAACUUCGCCCUUAAUGGGAAGUUCAAACCACAAAACCACCAUGCAAUUUGGCACAGUUGAGACCAAAGGCACUUGCAGUCUCUGUGCGAAUGGAGACUGAACUGCCCCCUCAUCUACUAAGAGAGUUGUCCAGGGCAGACAUGGGACAAUGUGGGGAGGCUCAGAUAGUCACUGCUUGUGCUAUCCCUGCUCCAUGGAGAAACAAGACAGUGUUCUCGCUGUCUGGUUCAACCGCACCACAGUUCAUGACAAAGAUUAUUACAAAUUAGCAUAUUAUUCUUUUUAUGGUAUUUGUACUCAUUUCUGUGUUCUGUUUUUCCCAUCCUUUAUAACUGACUGAUAAUUGGCAGAUUGUAUUUCUAGCUUUCUGUUUUAAAAUGUCUAGUUUUCUUGAUAAGUUUUUUUUUUCUUAAUUAAACAAGAUUGUUUUAAUUUGUAAUAUUGUUAUUUGGGGGGUUACAUACAGGGUUUUAUUGUCCCUAUAGAACAAGCUAAUUGUCCUGUGUAUUACCUUGAAUAAACAUCUCAAUGUGUCUGUUCUGAAUGAUUCUCUGCUGCAUUAAACAGCAUGAUGAUAAUGUGAUCAUUCAUAUAACUUGGUCAUUAACUGUGGUCAAAAAAUGUUUCAUGCACACUGACACUAUCACAAUUGCCACUGUACUGGUUAGGCAAAUAUUACUAAGGACAUGUUAGUACUGGUAACUACACAAUAUUAAUGUACCUGUAUUCUGAAGUGUAUACUUGUAAAAGCUAAGUAAUAACAGUUUUAAAACAUUCGGUGUUCUUGGGUGGCUAAACUACUCUUGCAAUGGGCUAGUUCAAAAACAGGGGUCUCUUAUACUCAGCUAACAAAAUCCAAACAUUGGUUUAUACAAGGCAAAAGCUUUUAUGGUGUUAAAGGAUGUUCAUUCAUAUGUAGCUGUUUGAAAUGAAAAUGCAUUGUUUGUGUCAUUUAUAAGUAACAGAUAUACGUGUUGAUGUCUUCAUUACGCUGAUGUGGUUAUGUAAAAAAACAAUUUGUCAAAAAAUGUUUAAGAAAAAAGGCAAUAAAAAAAUAAACACA